AGAGAGAGUUCAGGGAUGUGGCUAAUCUAUCUCCAACACCCUCCCUCCUCUCCCUCCCUAUCCUCGACACGCACACAGUUUCUUUUUCAGUGCGUCAGAAAUGUUGCUGGUGGAAGUUUCGUCCCUGCUGCUCCUCUGCCUCUCUGCAGCUGCAGAUCAGCAGGGGACAACAGUGAAGCAUGGAGACGAUGCCACUCUUCAGUGUCACUGUCCUAGCCAUGCUGCCGUCAGUCUGUUAAAGUGGACCAGACUGGAACAGAAGUCAGAUGGUUACGUGUUUGUCUACCGGGACAACCGGUUGUACGAAAAAUACCAGCAUCCGUCUUUUCAAGGUCGAGUGGAGCUGAGAGAUCCAGAGAUGAAGGACGGAGACGUGUCUGUGACUUUGAAGAACGUCACCGUGAAUGAUGCUGGAACGUACAAGUGUCAAAUUACCAGCAUCAUAACAGAGAAUGGUGAAAGAUCAACCAUUGAGUUCAGCAGCAUCGUCAACCUGACUGUCACAGACUCAAGCCCCUCAGCUCCACUGGCUGAAGGAAACAAGGAUGAAGGAAACAAGGAGGAAGGAUACAAGGAUGAAGGAGACAAUGGUGGAGGAAACGAGGACUGGAGAAAGAGUCAGAACACUGUUAUACUUGCAGCUUGUCUGACAGUUGCUGUCAUUUCAUUUAUUAUUGGGGCUGUCGUCUUUAUCAGAUAUAAGUUGAUGAACAGAUCGAGGUAUGUCUAACCAGAGAACAAAGAGAUGGACGCUGGACUUCAUGUGACACAAACAAACCACAUGAGCCAAUGAGUUGAUCAGCAGAAAUAUUCAGCUGUUUGAUCACAAGUGUGGGGGGGGCGAAUGUCCCCUCUGUCCAUGUUUUUACUGUAGAUUCUUGUUGUUCUUGGUUUGUACCCUCGGGGUUGCAUGCACUUAUUGUAAGUCGCUUUGGAUAAAAGCGUCAGCUAAAUGAAAUGUAAUACUCUGGAGGAGGAGGUUCACAGGAAAGACCAAGAGCUCCUCCUGGAUCAGACCCGGUCUUUACAGUCCGACACACACACUAAGAAACACACACACACACACACACAACAGAGUUACUGUAGUGUUUUUAAAACAAACACACACUCAGUAGUUGAUUCUGCAUAGUGAGUGAGACAGCUGUGAAAAGCUGUGUUGUUUACAUGGCAGUACCCUGCCACACUGCUGCUGACAGAACCAGGCCUGAGAGAGAGGAGUAUUGUGUUAUUUAUCUUUUUAUUUUCAUGUGAAUGUCCUGUAUAUCAGUAUUCUGCUCUGUGAACCCUCCUGUCCAAUGUGGUACGUGUCGCUCAGGAACCUGUCUUCAUUUGGAAGAAGACGGUGUCAUUCCAAUUUUGAAUUCAUGUUACUGUGACUACUUUCUGAAAGAGCUAUAUAAAACAGCUGUAAUGUAUAAAGUGAAAGUCUGUACUGUAAGGAGUGUUAGAGGUAUUUCCAGAUUCAGAUUAAGGCUGAAAUUGAAAUGAAAACAAAAACCUCUGUUCUGCACAGGGCCCACAUGGGGGCUUCUGGGAAGAAGUGCACUGAAGGGAAGAAAUUUUGUUUCAUAUUUAUAUUGUAUUUCCUUAACAUUCUACUUGAAAAUUGUUUAUAAAAAAUCCCAACAUGACAAUACUUUGUAACUGUUCUGUUGUUACUGUAGUUUCUUAACAAAAUUGUUUAUAAUAAAGUUUUCUCUAUUUAUGAAUAAUCUUU
Molecule: messenger RNA, 1717 nt
Organism: Pleuronectes platessa (European plaice)
Lineage: Eukaryota; Metazoa; Chordata; Actinopteri; Pleuronectiformes; Pleuronectidae
Product: junctional adhesion molecule B
Exons: 3
Coding region: 101-730 (209 amino acids)
Source: RefSeq, a predicted model, not a curated record